AUGUCCCACAGUCUUUCUGAAGAGUGUACACCCCUGAAACGCAAGUACGACGCAUGCUUUAACGCCUGGUUCGAAGGUUACUUGGAACCUGCCGUUUCGGCCUCGGUGACCCCGGAGCAGCGGACGAAAUUUUCCCAAGAGAAGGCAGCAGAGUUCGAAAAGGCCUGUGGAAAGAUCUGGCAGGAGUACCGGGAAUGUGUUCAGAAAGCGGUCAAAGAUAAGGGCUUGGAGUCACUAUUGAGCCAAGCACGCCAGUCGCAUCCACUCAAAGAAGCACCUCCC
Molecule: messenger RNA, 282 nt
Organism: Dichomitus squalens LYAD-421 SS1
Lineage: Eukaryota; Fungi; Basidiomycota; Agaricomycetes; Polyporales; Polyporaceae
Exons: 2
Source: RefSeq, a predicted model, not a curated record